Acyrthosiphon pisum (pea aphid) is the source of this 1060-nucleotide messenger RNA. RefSeq names its product cuticular protein-like. Gene Ontology annotation, cellular component: extracellular matrix. NCBI's taxonomy places the organism in Eukaryota, Metazoa, Arthropoda, Insecta, Hemiptera, Aphididae. The record is from RefSeq and is marked provisional.
AUCAGUGUUCGAUAGUUCGGGUUUCGACUACUAUUAUAUUUAAAAAAAAAAACCAAAAAACGAUACUAUAUCGCAUAUAUUAUAAUAACGUAUUUAACUAUACACGUUUCACUGCGGCAACAGCACACAACAGCGAAACCCAUUGUCGUACAUCGCAUCAUCGCAUCAUCUACACCAUGAGAUCGUGUCAAGUGUUUGCUGCACUCAGCGUGAUGACGGCGUGCACCAUGGCCAUACCGAUUUUCGUCGAAGGAGGACCCAGGUCCCAGAGCUCAGAGUCCGCCGAAAAUUACGCGCCCAAAGCGUACAAGUUCGAUUACGCCGUCCACGACCCGGAAACGUACGACGUGAAAAGUCAAUGGGAGGCACGCGAAGGUGACGUGGUCAAGGGAGCUUACAGCGUUCUGGAACCCGAUGGUGCCAUGAGGCUGGUCGAGUACACCGCUGGACCGGAAACGGGUUUCAACGCGGUGGUCAGCCGGUCCGACAGCGGAAACACGGGCUACAGGAAGCCCAGCAACGACGCGUUCGACUUCUGAGCGCGGCCGAAGCAGGCGAAACCCUCCAUCGCCGCCGCCGAGCCAUCAUCAUCAUCAUCAUUAGACUUCCGGUGCGUGGUGAUACCGACGACGGCGGCGGCGGCGAUGAAAACAUAAUGUUAUUAUUGUUACAAUCAUAAUAUUAAUAAUAAUAUUAUGUUAUCAUAAUAGCGUUGGCGUAUUGCCGUCGUCGUCGUCGCCCGGUCAUAUAAUUCAUAUUAAAAUAAUAGUACGAUUAUUAGUAUAUUAUUAUAUACGUUAUUUCCAUUACCCCCUAACCGCACGCGUAGACCUUUGUUUUACUAAAAAAAAAAAUCAUACAAUUUAUUAUAUUUUUAUACUUAAUUAUAUAAAUACGAGUACGUGUGUGUACUCGAACUACGCGUGGUGUGUAUACCUAUAUAUAUGUAAUAUGUGCAUUUAUAAUCACUUGCAUUGUUAAUCAUUUUUAUUGUUAUUAGUAUUAUUUUAUAUCGGUUUGUUUUUAUAAUGAAUAAAGUAUACGUAUUUAAAAACUCCAA